AUGGCUGGGCAAUCUAACCAUGAGCUUUCACUGUUUUCAGCAGAGGAACUUGAGUUCAUUGCUGAGGAUGAGAUCGUUGACAUUGUACCGAAUCUCAAAAUGGGACCUCUCAAUUUCAUUUCUGGGGAUUUUGGCCCAUUUACGCCACAGAUUGUUACUCAAGUACCGCUGUGGUUGGCCAUUGCUCUCAAGAAGAGAGGCAAGUGCUCCAUUCGCCCUCCCCUGUGGAUGUCCGUCGAGAAGUUGAGUCAAGUUCUGGAGGCAGAGCGAGACUCUCAAGAGAUGUCAGAUCAAUUGCCAUUUCAUUAUGUGGAAAUCUCAAGACUUCUUUUUGAUCAUGCUCGUGACAACAUUCCUGAUGUAUAUAUGGUGAGGUCUCUUAUUGAAGACAUCAGAAAUGUAAGGUUUCAUAAAGUUGAAACUGACUUGGAAGCAUUUAAUGGUCGUACAAUUGCUGUUAAGAUAAAAAAUUUAUCUGCGAUGGAAGUGAAUAUUGUUCGUCCAUUUAUUGGAAGAGCUUUACAAGCAUUUUAUAAGCAUGAUAGUCCAGAGUUGAUACCAGACCCAGAGAGAGUUUCUGACAGGCGGCCCCAAGUUGUCAACAACGCCCCAAGAAGACAACUACGAAGAUAG
This is a messenger RNA of Sphenostylis stenocarpa, 633 nucleotides long. NCBI's taxonomy places the organism in Eukaryota, Viridiplantae, Streptophyta, Magnoliopsida, Fabales, Fabaceae. The record is from the annotation of a GenBank genome assembly.